Messenger RNA from Lagopus muta (rock ptarmigan), 716 nucleotides. RefSeq names its product microseminoprotein beta (gene MSMB). Lineage: Eukaryota; Metazoa; Chordata; Aves; Galliformes; Phasianidae. Bases 130 to 462 code for a protein of 110 amino acids. The transcript has 4 exons. The record is from RefSeq and is a predicted model, not a curated record.
AAGCUAUUUUUCUAGACUUAAAUUGCUCAAUGUAAAGGCAUCUUAAAAUAUCUGCUUUCAGAUUCCACAGAAAGCACUUGCAGAGACCUUCUGGAGAUUUGGACCUCUCUGGAAGCUGCACAUUACACAAUGAAAAUCCUUCUGGCCUUCCUUCUUGCAAUGGGCAUCAUAGUGACACAGGGUGAUGCUUUCUGCUUUCAUCAAUUCUUCAAGCCAGGGGAGGCUGAAAAAGGCUGUAUGGUGGAUGGAGUAUUGUACCCCUUUGGAGAGAUCUCAAGGACAGAAAAUUGCCUCACAUGCAGUUGCAGUCAACACGAAAUGCACUGCUGCUCCCUCUAUACUACUCCUGUGAAUUAUGACAAAGAAACAUGUAAAGUCAUUUUCAACAAGAAAAACUGUGACUAUGAUGUGGUACAGAAGCACCCCUCAAAGCAGUGCACUCGAUUCACUCGUAUAGGCUAACAAUGUGCCCUGCUUCAAGCCACUCUGUGCUGUGGGAUUCACCUGUUCCUGGAGAAGCUUUGCCCUCAUAGAGAUGCUCAAAGACAUGAGAGAUCUUAUAACAAAGAGUACUCCAGUGGAUCCUUCUUAAUCUCCCAAUUAUUCUAAUUCAGUAAACAAGAUGCAUAAUCAGAGACAAAGUCUUAUUUCUUUCAUUACUUGCAUUGAUAUCACUGAGCUUUGUUGAAAAAUAAAUCCAGGUGAAAUAUUUAGAA